Messenger RNA from Paraglomus brasilianum, 998 nucleotides. The record is from the annotation of a GenBank genome assembly. Lineage: Eukaryota; Fungi; Glomeromycota; Glomeromycetes; Paraglomerales; Paraglomeraceae.
AUGUCAGAGUUCAACAAGUUCAACGCGCAAGAGAUCUCCAUUCCAUCCAACCUUUAUUAUGAAGACUACUGGUUAAAUACCAACUUCCGGAAAUGGUCUAUCGAGUCGUUUGAUAUAUUUUGGAUACAGGAAAACCCAGCUCAACAUAAAAAGCAAGAUCAAGCUCAUUCUUCGUUAGCUAAAGAGUUGAAUAUUCUUUCUGAAGCAUCUGAUCAAAGGGUGGUAGAGAAAGUGUCAUUGUUAAAGAAACAACUAAAGAAACGACCGUCAGAAAUCUGUGAUAUUGUAUGGAGCAAGAGUAAAGAAAUUGCAGAGUCUCAAGUUCGUUUAUCACUCAGCGAACUAAUAACUAAGACAAAUGUCAAGACAGCUAUUGUUGAUGGAAUCGGAGGUUCAGGAAGCCAAAGAAACAAACCAAAUGAAGAAAGUCAAGAGUAUAGAGACCAAUCUUAUGAUAAUAAUAAACAAGAAGAGGAUGCUAUAUCUAGUGAUUCAGAUGAUAAUUCUCAAAACGUAACAGAAUCAAUGGUCAGAAAGGUCGAAAGAACACCCCUGGUUAUAGACAAUGUCAAUUUGGAGAAUAUUUUCGAAAAUUAUCAUAAUGAGUCGAUAUUAUGGACCUUAGACCAGCCUCAAAAUUCGCAGGAAAAAAUCUCUGAUGAAAUAUGGAUGAAAUUUGUUUCAAAUUCAUUUCCUAAAUGCACGUUACCUAAAGACUGGGAGGAACUGAUAAAUGAUACCUUCAAGCUGAAAAAUUCCCUAGUGGAAUGGAUAAAUGCCUUUCAUGAACUUCAUAUGAUUACUUUUGAAAAAAAAAUCAAUGGAAACCUUAUAAGAGAUGUGAUAUACAAUAUUCUAUGCCCAUAUAUCAAAGCUUUCGAAGCACCAUUCAAUAUAUUAAAAUCAGGCAACCUUGAAGAAAAUCAGUAUAAUGCACAGUUUAUAAAUCCAAUAUUACACAACACACUUGAUGCUACCUGUAGUGUCGAUUGGCGAAU